AUUUCUUUUUAUAAUUGUUAGGUAAUGAGCUUAAAACAUAAUAGUUUAACGUACGCAGCUACUUUAAUAAAGCCGGUGACCAUCAUAAAUGUAAUUAAAUAAUAUCUAGCUGUAGUCAUUCGAUUCUUCGUGCAGUAGUGCUGGAGAAUGUUGUGCAUGUUCAAAAACAGGGUAUUGUUCGUAAAAUCAAACAUGUACAUGUACUGCAUCUUCAGGUAGUCAAAUGUCAGGUUAAACUUGUUUGUUGAACUCAACAGAAAAUGCAGCUGUUGAAAAAUAGUUAUAAAGUGGAGCAGAUGAAUCAUUGAUAGCAAGGUUAAUAUUAUGAACUAUAUUAGUUUCUCCGUCAUCUAAGUAUAUGAUUUGUUGAAUAGAAAUUCAACUUUGACAUAUAAACAAUUAUUUGCUAUCUAUGAAUUAGGAAUUUCUACAGCACAGAGUAGUGUUUAGUAAAGUGAAAUAUAUUGGUUUUUAAAAAGCGUCGAAUUCAUUACUAAGAAAUUGAAAGCAAUCCAAACAUUAGAAGCAAGUGCCCUUUAAACAUUUUAAAUACAAAUAAUGGAUUUAAUUAGAUCUUUGAUGUUUAAAUAUAUUGACUUAGAUUCCAAAAAAAAUCCGAUCUUCUUUGAACAAGGCUAUUUCAGUGCAAUAAUAGCUAAAUGGAAGGAUACAAGUAAAAAAUUUUCUUAUAUUUCUUAUAGUAAAUUAUACAACCAUGAAACUAGAUUCAAAAUCAAUUAAAUCAGCUCAAUGUGAAUACAAAUAUAAAUCUGUGUUAAUUAAAGUAUGAUAAUGUGAUGACUUAUUCAUAGUAUAAAUUGGUGCUAGCAGUUUCUAAUGACAUGAUUAGCGCAUUCACUAAUUCAACAUUUACUUAUAAUUCCACAGUUACAUAUUGUUAAUUUAUGGAUAAAUAUGGUGAUAUUUAUUACCCUCCUUCCUCUGAAUUUCAUUAUUGGCAUUACGUACCAAAUUUUGACUAUGAGCCUCUAUUGGAUUUGUCAGAUGUGAUAGGAUUGGGGUGCUUUUAAGUACUCUAAAAUAUAAAUAUAGAUCAAACAAUCCAAUUCAGUCUAUGGUUUGGCAUACAAUAAUUAAGAUUGUUAAUACAAAGAAAUAACAUCAUCUAGGCCAGUUCCAUUCUGUUAAUGCAACGAACCUGGAAUAACUUUUGUUUAGGUCUUAUGGAGUGAUUAGAAGAUAGCUUAACUUGCUUUGGCGGCAGGAACAUCAAAUUCCACCAAUUCAACCGAAGCGUAUGGAAAUUUAUUGAUCAUUACAUAUUUAGCCAUAUAAAUAUUAUUUUGA
This is a messenger RNA of Paramecium octaurelia, 1308 nucleotides long. Lineage: Eukaryota; Ciliophora; Oligohymenophorea; Peniculida; Parameciidae. The record is from the annotation of a GenBank genome assembly.